Messenger RNA from Monodelphis domestica (gray short-tailed opossum), 3018 nucleotides. It is a transcript of the gene GJB3, whose product is annotated as gap junction protein beta 3. Gene Ontology annotation, biological process: cell-cell signaling. Lineage: Eukaryota; Metazoa; Chordata; Mammalia; Didelphimorphia; Didelphidae. The record is from RefSeq and is a predicted model, not a curated record. Gene Ontology annotation, cellular component: connexin complex. Gene Ontology annotation, molecular function: gap junction channel activity.
GAAUCCCAAUUGCCUGGCCCUUCCAGCUCUUCUGCUUUGGAAUUAUUACUAAGACAGAAGGUAAAGGUUUAAAUUUUUUCUUUUAGUAAAAAAAUACGCCACACAUACACACAAACAUACAUAUACAUAUAUCUAGAUGCAGAAAGCCAGCUUUAUCGUACCAAAUCUAGCCAGUAGAAGGACUCUGUAGGGCUCCUGAGGGAAGAACUAAGGACCCUUGAAAGAGGGAAUGGGGAACCCCUGAGAGAAGACCUCCAAGAUCUCUCAGGGACUGGCUGGGAACUCCUGAAAGAGAAUUUAGGAAACUACUGAAGGAUGAGUUGGAGACCCCCAGAAUAACAUGCGUGGGGCAUCUGGGAUGAGUUGUCUCUGUAGGAGAAGAGGCAACAGGUAUCAAAGCCAGCAUCUGCCUGAAAAAGUCCUCAGUUCAAGUGAGGAGCCUUGGCUUUGGAUCCAGCCUCUGACACUUCCCAGCUAUGGGAUUGUGGACAAAUCAUUAAAAUUGAAUCUUCGUCUUAAAGAUGAAUAUGAUAAUUUUGUAUUACCUGCCUCAACAGGCAGUGGUGAGGAAGGACUUUGCAAUCCUGCAUGCACUUUGUGAAUAUGUAUAAUUAAGGUAAAUAGGGAAGAAGAAUGGAAGACUGAGGUUGCAGUACGUGCCACACACUGUCGGACAUCACUGAAGUGUCUUCAGAUUUUGCUUGUGUUUAUUAAGAGGUAGGGCUCACUAGUUAGGGGAGGGGAGUUAGAGAAAGCUGGACAUGACUGUGAUCUAAAGCAGAAAGAUACCAAUAAUUAUUUUUUCCUUUUCAGGGGCCAGAGGUAUGAGCUGGAUAUGUCUCAGGGUCCUGAGGAGGAAAUAAGGAAACUCAGAUAUUCAUUGUUAGACAGUAGAGAAAUGAGGCCAGGUGGGGCAAAUUCUCUCCCCAUCAUCAACACAACCCAGGUUAUGAGGGUCCCAGGCAGGGGUCUCCUUCAUGUCCAGCAGCCUACCUGCUGCCACCUUGGGCUGGCCAACGACAUCCCUCCCAAAUGGGCAGGGCAGGGCAGGCCAACUCCGCCCAGAGGAGGGAGUGAACAGGCUGAGAGAGGAAGGUGUGUGGGAGCAGCUAUCUAAGACUGUCCCUCACUUGCCUCCCUGCAGGGUUUGGAAGAGGAGGAGCUGGAAGGUGGGGCCCAGCGCCCCCGAAGCCCAUGAACCAUGGACUGGAAGACUCUGCAGUCACUCCUGAGUGGUGUCAACAAGUACUCCACAGCGUUCGGCCGGAUCUGGCUGUCGGUGGUGUUCGUCUUUCGCUUGCUGGUGUACGUGGUGGCGGCGGAGCGCGUGUGGGGGGAUGAGCAGAAGGAUUUUGACUGCAAUACACGCCAGCCCGGCUGCACCAAUGUCUGCUACGAUCACUUCUUCCCCAUCUCCAACAUCCGCCUGUGGGCCCUGCAGCUCAUCUUCGUCACCUGCCCCUCGCUGCUGGUCAUCAUGCACGUGGCCUACCGGGAGGAGCGGGAGCGGCGGCACCGGGAAAAGCACGGGGACAAAUGCGCCCGGCUCUACGAAAACGCCAGCAAGAAGCAUGGCGGGCUCUGGUGGACCUACCUGCUGAGCCUCUUCUUCAAGUUCAUCGUGGAAGUCGUCUUCCUCUACAUUCUGCACACGCUGUGGUACGGUUUCUUCAUGCCCCGCCUGGUGCAGUGUGCCGGCGUGAGCCCCUGCCCCAACACCGUGGACUGCUACAUCGCCAGGCCCACCGAGAAGAAGAUCUUCACCUACUUCAUGGUGGGGGCCUCAGCCAUCUGCAUUGUCCUGACCAUCUCUGAGAUCUGCUACCUCAUCUCUAAGAGACUAUCCCGGAGCUUCUGCCAAAAGAAGCACAAGCGCUCUGCCCUGCACUCUCCCUCCUCCAGCAGGGCAUCCACCUGCCGCUGCCACCAUCUGCUGACCCACCAUGGGGGCGAAGAGGGCAUGGUCCAAGGCAAGGGGGCAGAGGCCCUUCGGGCCUCUGCACCCAACCUGACUCUCAUCUGACCCCGGGAUGGAGCGAGGCAAGGGGCCUGAGGACUGCCCACCAAGACUGGGGUAUGCUGAGCCAGGCACGGUCAACCCAUUGUUCAUGACUCCCCCAUUGUUCGUGACUCCCGGGAGUUCCUGUUCCUCUGACCCCAGGGCCAGAAGAGUCAACAUGGGAGAAUGAGAGUAGAGGAGGAGGCUUGGGGGUCCUGGGGAAGGAGUUCCCACUCUGGGAGCCUCAGGGAAGAUCAGUCGGGGAGAAAGGGUUAGUAGCUAAUCUCUAACCUCAUAUCCUACAAUUGGGGGGGAGGGGCAGAGAGAUGGGGCAGAACCAGAUCAGAGUAACCCUCUACUCCCUAUCACCAGGGCUAAAUUCUGUUGGUGCUUAGGAGGCCUUCAGGGCAGCCCUGUUACUCCCCCAAGGAGUCAGAAGGGAGGGGCAUGAUAAGAUGGGUCCUUCUCCCCAACCAGAGGUCACAGGACCAUCAUCUGAGAGCUCAGGUCGGGACACACAGAGUUGUGGGUUAGGCCAGCAGGCCACACAGACUGAAAUGAGAGUAGGUAAGUCCCAACAAAGAGGAUCCAGCAAUGAUGCAAUAUCUAGGGGCUUAGGCUAUGGCUUCUUCCUCCAAGUCCAAUCUGGUUUCCUUCCACCCUUGCCUUCAGAACUCUCUCUUUCCAUAUUGAAGAGAUCUGUUAUUUCUUUUCCCUACCCCCUAAUCUCCAGAAGAAUCCUCUAAACUCAGGGCCCUAGCAGGUUUUGUCCCCAAGAAGUUCUUCUGAAGCUUGGGGACAGAUUCACUAGGAAUGCUGGUUUAGGGAGCAGUAGAAUUGACUCAUCUUCCCAUCCUGAACUAAGGUUGAAGGCAUGAAGCACACUAAACAACAGGUGAGAAUGAAAAGAUGAUUUUCUCUUGAAAUUCAAUUAAAAAAAGACCUGGUUUGGGUUUUUUUUCCUAAAAUCAUGAUAUCACUGGACUCCUCUUAUCCUUAUGGGCAGGGAAAAUUGGGGA